Messenger RNA from Branchiostoma belcheri (Belcher's lancelet), 1950 nucleotides. RefSeq lists its product as uncharacterized. The record is from RefSeq and is a predicted model, not a curated record. NCBI's taxonomy places the organism in Eukaryota, Metazoa, Chordata, Leptocardii, Amphioxiformes, Branchiostomatidae. Bases 1 to 1950 code for a protein of 649 amino acids. The transcript is spliced from 4 exons.
AUGGAACAAAAGAAAUCAAUCCACCAUGGGCUUGGCUUUGUGAUAGGACCUAGACUACAAAAUCACGUCAUCGCCUACGGGCGUGUCAGUGACCGCAUUGCCACAUUGGACCUGUCCCUCCCUCUUAGAAAUGGCAGGACUGCCAAGUGUCGCAUUGUAAACGUCUACGGCCCAACAACAGAAAAAGCCCAAGAGAACCCACUUCUCGUGGAAGCACUGUAUGAUGAGCUAAGCAAUGCUAUCGAAAUCCCCUCAAGAUGGCUGCUGUUUGUAUGUGGAGACUUCAACUCCAAACUUGGUAAACUAAGCAAGACAGACCAUGACGCAGGACUAAACCUGUGCAUAGGCUCGUAUGGAAUGGACGACUGCAGCAAAAUGUUUCGGGCAGCACGCGCCCUCAGGGUUGGAACCUCCACUCCAUCCCUCUUAGUCCACAACACCGAAGGUCACUUCAUUGCUACAGACAAAGGCAAAGCAGAUGGUAUAAGAGAAUGGUUCCUGCACCAGUUCACUGACCCAGAUGGAGAAAAACUGGACCCAUUCCAAGGUGACCCUAGCCCCCUUGAAGUCCCUAUUUCAGAGGACGAAGUCAAGAGAGCCAUAGCAUCCUUGAGAAAUGGGCGUUCAGCAGGACCUGAUGGAGUCAGCAAUGAGUUAUUCAAGUAUGGAAGCGACAUUACAUCCCCAGUCCUUACAUCCAUCUUGAACUAUGCCUUUGAACACCAAGAUCCAAUAGAAGCCAUUGGCGAUGGUACACUCAUUGCCCUACCCAAGCCCAAGAAACCCCCUGGUCCACCGGCGAACUUACGACCUAUUACCCUCUUGAACAGUAUUAGAAAAAUCCUGUCCACUGUUGCGCUCCAUCGCAUCAGAGACAAAAUAGACAACUUCACGGGGCCAUAUCAAAGUGGAUUCAAAAGGGGACGAAGCUGCGCAGACAUAGUGUGGGCCCAACGCAUGCUAGUCUCAGUUGUCAUGUCCAAACACUGGGACUUCCACAAGAUGGGCAUAGACAUGUCUCGUGCUUUUGAUACCGUAAAACGAUCAAAAAUCCUAGAAGUGCUAGACCAGGCUGGGUGUAACAACGACGAACUGCGAUUGGUGAGACUACUGCUGUCAGCGGCAUUAGAAACAGUGCGGAGAUCUUCAGCGAGACCUAAUUCUCCCGUCUCUGAACUGGGCAUGCCCCUAGAAAUGGAGUAUGCAGACGACGUGGAUUACCUAGAUGAGGAAAAGGCCCCGCUAGAAAGACUCUUACCUGUUGCGGCAAGGAACCUCAAAGACUCAAACCUGUUUGUGAAUGAAGGUAAAACAGAAUUCACACACGUCUACUUGGCUGACAAACCACGACGAGGAGAAGAAGAAUGGAGGAAGAGCAAAAUCCUGGGGUCCCUCCUCUGUAGUUCAGCUGACAUAGAAGCACGCUGCAUCAUGGGAAACAUUGCUUUUAGAUCCUUCUGUAAGAUCUGGAUCAGAAGAUCUAGGGUUCCCCUGACAAGGAAGCUACAACUGUACAACGCCUGUUGUGUUUCCAUCAUGCUAUUUAACUGCAACAGCUGGGCAGCACCUAGGACAGUCAUAGAAAAGCUGGACACCUGCCACCGCAAACAUCUGCGUGCCAUCACAGGUCUUCAAUGGCCAAGAAGCAGGGUGACCAACGAUACACUGUACAAAGUCUGUAAUACGGAACCUCUCUCCGUGAAAGUUGAGAAACUCAGGUGGUCUCUGUUCGGACAUAUUCUCAGAAUGCCACAGGACACACCUGCACAAAAAGCUCUGGAAUUUUCAUUCCUUAGCUCUAAGAGAUAUAAAGCUCGCAGGGGGAGACAUUGUAUCAACCUACUCAACCUACUGAAGGGAGACCUGAAGCGCAGAAAGCUAGGCCCUCCCACAACAGAAAAGAAACUCAAGGAGCUUAGAGAGCUCGCGAAGCAGAAGACACGACAGUAA